Molecule: messenger RNA, 1409 nt
Organism: Drosophila takahashii
Lineage: Eukaryota; Metazoa; Arthropoda; Insecta; Diptera; Drosophilidae
Source: RefSeq, a predicted model, not a curated record
AUGUUCGUGAAGCAAACUAGGAUUCUGGUGUUUUGCCUUUUUUUGGGCCUCUCAUUGGGGCUCAAACUGCAUAUUCCCAUUAGACCCAACGCCCACAUCCAGGAGUUGCAGAUGGAGAGCAGGGAACUGGCUGCCACCCACUCGGGUGCCUCCGACAAGUGCUUCCUGACCUACAGUCCCAUUUUGGCCAGCAUUACGAAAGAGUUUGAGAUUAACUAUGGGGCUUGCAUUUCGGCCAAAGAUAAUUCCACUGCCUUGGUCAAUGCAAAGUAUUCAGCGGAUCGCGAAAUUCUCCUGAGAUCUGCCAGUAUCGGUUGCUCGUAUCCCAAUACGAAUUGUCAGGUCUGGACAUUUGAGCAACAGAACCUAGACACCGUGGUCUCCCGCCUCGAAUGCGCAUCCAUCAAUUCCGGGGAGAGCUCGAAAACCUUCUACGGCAUUUCCGCCAAUGCCACGGAGAUUGUGGUCAAGAUCAAGGAGGAAUAUCGUGUUUUGGAAAAUCUUAUGGAGAUUUGCACCAAUGAUGCCAACCGAAAUUAUGUGGAGGACACCACCUACACCUAUGAAAGGUUGAACGACUGCCUGAAGUACGGAAUCGAUGAAAUUCCUGAAACAACUACAAGAUCCACCAAGGUAUCCAGUAAGAAGUUGAAACUGAGACUUUUAGCUAUGUUUUCCCGAUCCUCUCUGUUGGCAGUGAUUCUUGCCUUUGGCCUGGUUUCUGGCCUAAGCAUUAACCUUAAGUUAAACGCCUCGAAGCUGAAGCUGCCGACUAACAAGAAGAUCCUUGGACUUCAGCAGCAGACGGAGAUGCUGGCUGCUCGGGAUCCCAGCAGUUCGAAGUCCUGCUUCGACUACUACAAUCCCAUUCUAAACGGAUUGCCUGCCCAAUUGGAGUUGGACUAUGACAAUUGCGAAAGGGACUACGAAACCGGCAAUGAGCUCGUGAUCAAGGCGUGGAACAGCACUCUUUAUGGCAUCCAGGCAGCUGGAGAUCGUGGCUGUGGAACCUUCUUCGACUGCUCCUCCAUUGUGGACUAUGUUGAGGCCUUCGAGUGUUUCGCCAAUGUGGGAGCUGAGCAAUCGAAGACCAUGUACCAAGUGUCGGCAAAUGCAACCGAAGCAGCCGCCAACAUCAAGAUCCAUCUCCAGACUUUGAAUACUCAGCGCGAAAGCUGCAAGAAUUUGGCCGAUAGGGAUUAUGUGGAGGGCACUGCCUCCACCUACGAGGGACUGACUAGUUGUCUCAGUGGAGCCCCUAUUCCACAGGAGACUACUGUUACCACUACUACUACUACUACUACUCCUGAUUACUGGACCACUGGAAAAUAAAUAUUAAUAAGAUUAUUGAACAAAAAAAAAAUGAAAAAUAUUUAGAUUGUGCCUGAAGAUUACAUGCUUACAUACUU